GAGAGUAGGCAGUAGCCCCAAUUUACAAUUUCUCUUUGGGGAUCCCUAGCGAGGGAACAGAAGCCGUCACAAGUGAGAGCUUGUCCUUAUUGAUCUCAAACCCAAAAGGUGAGUCCUUUAUUUCAUUCACUUAAGAAACCCAAACAAAUUCACAAAAUCCCGUUCCGCAUUUUCUCGAGAACCAAACAAACAUCAAAUAAGUUUUCAAGAGCUUCUUCCACUUGGCGUUAAAAAUGGAAGCCAAUUUCUUCCGGUUUCUGAAGAUUGUGGGCGUGGGAUACAAGGCCAGAGCCGAAUCGCAAGGUCGUUUGCUGUACCUGAAAUUGGGAUACAGCCACGAGGUUGAACUGUGCGUGCCUCCUGCUGUUCGCGUUUUCUGCUGCAAAAACAAUGUCGUUUGCUGCACUGGGAUUGACAAGCAGAGGGUUCACCGAUUCGCUGCGGCCGUUCGCAGUUGCAAGCCUCCUGAGGUCUACAAAGGCAAAGGUAUUAUGUACAUUGAUGAAGUUAUUAAGAACAAACAAGGGAAGAAGUCUAAAUGAUUAUUGCUGUUGCUGGAUUUUAUUGAAAUUGGCAGUUCUUUUCUAUUUUUUUUUUCUUGUAAGAAUAAGUUUGAUCUGAUUUCUCAGUCCAUUGAGAGAAUUGUUGUAGCUUUCCGUCUUUGAAAUUAUGAGGUGAAGUUGUGUUGAUUCUCAAA
This is a messenger RNA of Morus notabilis, 697 nucleotides long. Its product is annotated as 60S ribosomal protein L6, mitochondrial. Gene Ontology annotation, biological process: translation. Gene Ontology annotation, molecular function: rRNA binding; structural constituent of ribosome. Gene Ontology annotation, cellular component: ribosome. Bases 234 to 542 code for a protein of 102 amino acids. NCBI's taxonomy places the organism in Eukaryota, Viridiplantae, Streptophyta, Magnoliopsida, Rosales, Moraceae. The record is from RefSeq and is a predicted model, not a curated record. The transcript has a single exon.